AUGCAUUUGACUACUCUAAUGUCUCUCGUGAUCCCCAUGGCGAUACUCGGAAUAUCGACCCUUCAAGGCGCAGCAGCGAAGUGCUCAGAUGGCCUUGUGAACGUUGUCUUCAACACCGGUCACGGUGGCUAUACUGAACAGCGAUGGAAACAGAUCCACUCCGCUUCCAACUGGCUCACGUUCGAUUUCGGGCUUGGAGACAAACAAAUUCCAAUGCUAGGCAACACCAAUACGUCUGUUCAGCACGCUAUUGAUGUGGUCAACGGCCCAAAUCCACCAGAUUUCAUGCUCACGUUCAACGAACCCGACAAUAAGUAUGGCUCGAGCCCGAGAAAAGCCAUAUUGCAUCCUGAGGAAGCCGCCAAUCUUAUUGCACCAUUGUUGAAGAAGCGAGGAAACCAUACAAAGUUCAUCGCACCCGUGCCGGCUUUCGAUAACCUCAACUGGCUUCCUGAGUUCUAUGGAAAUUGCAGUUGCCAAGACGACUUCUCGGCAUAUAAUGUCCAUAUCUAUAAUAAGACUGUCGAGGAAGCCAAGAUUCGAAUCAACGAUUUCCAUCAGAAGUGGAACGACAAGCCUUUGUGGAUUACUGAAAUUGCUCCGGGUCAAUAUACAGGAGCUUGUCCGAAUCCUAUUCCCUGGGACCAUACAACUAAGUCCAUGCAAGAUAUAUAUGCUUGGGGGCAGGAGACUGAAUGGAUUCAUAAGAUAUUUUGGAACUCGGCUAAUGAGAUCAACUGUACUGAUACGAAUGUGGCUGCUUCGUUUCUGCUUGAUUUUAAUAAUAACUCAACACCGCUCUUGGAUCCUUUCAAUGAGUUGAAUUGUUCUUGA
Penicillium angulare is the source of this 834-nucleotide messenger RNA. RefSeq lists its product as uncharacterized. Bases 1 to 834 code for a protein of 277 amino acids. The transcript has a single exon. The record is from RefSeq and is a predicted model, not a curated record. NCBI's taxonomy places the organism in Eukaryota, Fungi, Ascomycota, Eurotiomycetes, Eurotiales, Aspergillaceae.